UGCGCUACGGGGAGGGGAGGAGCGAGCGGGCGGGAGCGCGCGCGGGUCCCGCCUCGGCCGCUGCUGCCGCGGCUGCCCGGGAGUCUAUCGGGGCGGCGGCGGGCGGCCCCGGCUAGCGGCCGCGAGCCACACUUCUGCAGCUGCCGAGGGGAGCGAAGUUGCCGGCUCGCGAGUCGUCCCCCUCUCCGCCCCCCAGCAGGGGCGAGAGGGAGCCGCAGUCCCCGUCAGGAAUGAUAGAUGGUACAGCAGUGGAAAAUUCAACUGAACUUAUACUCUUCUGAGACUGAUGUGAUUGUAUCUAGUAUUAAGAUAUACAUUUUCGGGAAAUGGCCUCUAAACCUUGGCUGAAUAUUUUAACAUUCCUCUGUGGAUCUGCAAUUGGAUUUGUUUUAUGUUCUCAGCUAUUUGGUAUCAUGUUAGGACAACAGGAGGAUACCCAGCCUAUUCUUUAUAAUGAUCCUCAUGCAGGACAUUCUGAUGAUGUGGGUCAGAACCAUCUAAAAGGACAGAUGAACUUCAAUGCAGAUGCUAGCGAACAUAAAGAUGAAAACACAGUUGUUGCUGAGCACCUCUAUCAGAAGGUUAAAAUUCUUUGCUGGGUUAUGACAGGACCUCAAAAUUUAGAGAAAAAGGCCAAACACGUCAAAGCUACUUGGGCCCAGCGUUGUAAUAAAGUGUUGUUUAUGAGUUCAGAAGAAAAUAAAGACUUCCCUGCUGUGGGAUUAAAAACCAAAGAAGGCAGAGAUCAACUAUAUUGGAAAACAAUUAAAGCUUUUCAAUAUGUUCAUGAUCAUUAUUUAGAAGAUGCUGAUUGGUUUAUGAAAGCAGAUGAUGAUACAUACGUUAUACUAGACAAUUUGAGAUGGCUUCUCUCAAAAUACAGCCCUGAACAACCCAUUUACUUUGGGAGAAGAUUUAAACCCUUUGUAAAGCAGGGCUAUAUGAGUGGAGGAGCAGGAUAUGUACUGAGCAAAGAAGCCUUGAAAAGAUUUGUUAAUGCAUUUAAAACAGAGAAAUGCACACAUAGCUCCUCCAUUGAAGAUUUAGCACUGGGGAAAUGCAUGGAAAUUAUAAAUGUGGAAGCAGGAGAUUCCAGAGAUACCACUGGAAAAGAAACAUUUCAUCCCUUUGUACCAGAACACCAUUUAAUCAAGGGUUAUCUGCCUAGAACCUUUUGGUACUGGAAUUACAACUUUUAUCCUCCUGUAGAGGGUCCUGGUUGCUGUUCUGAUCUUGCAGUUUCUUUUCACUAUGUGGAUUCUACAACUAUGUAUGAGUUAGAAUACCUCGUAUAUCAUCUUCGUCCAUAUGGUUAUUUAUACAGAUAUCAACCUGCCUUACCUGAGAGUAAUGUAAAAGAUACUAUGUCAGGUGUACAAAAAUGAAAAUCUAAAAGUAAUAUUGGGAAAAACAUAAAUGAGCAAUGGUGAAAUCCUUGGCAUUGUGCUGAAGAACUUGUUGAACACUGGAAUCCCAGUGAGGAAUUCCUUGUAAUUGAAGAUUCUAUAUUACACAUCUUGCAUAUGAAUGACUGUAAACUGAAGCUUUAAGUAAGCUGUGAAGUUUGUUAAAAUGUGUUUUCAUAUCAUUUACACACAGACACACACGCACAUGUGUAUAUGUAUGUAACUUGUCUUUUUAAAAUGAUGGUCACACAGAGGAACUGGAAAAGAGUUUGUUGCCUCUUCCUGACCACAUGUGUUAUUUUCAUUGAGAAACUGAAACAUUCAAAUUGGCUAAAACUACACUGAACCGUAUUAGUAACACACAUGAUGCUAAAUGGAUCUGCCUUAAAAUUUAGAAGGAAAUACUGUUGUUCAGUGUUACUUAUAAACUCAAGAUAUGAGUUAAUAUUCAGUAUGAUAAAAUGAAUUAUCUAUACAUAUACUCAAACACAUACACACAGUUUUGUGUAAUGAAAACUUUGCUGACAAUAAUUGGCAGUAUUCCUUUCAAAAGAAGGUAAAAUAAGAAUGGCACUUAUCCUCAAGUUCAUUAAAAAAACACAUUUGAAAAUUAUUGUGGGCUGCCUUGACUGUAUUAUAUACUUGGUUCUAAUUAAUCAUCUUUUGCCAAGUCCCUCUUGUCUCUCUUCUAAAUAUGUUUAGCCACACUCUAAUAUUAUUCUCAACUGUUUACUCAGAGCAUCAAUAGCAUUCUAUAAACAUGCAUUUUAAAAUCUUCUGUUCCCAAAUUUACCCAUUUUGCAUUUGGGUAAUAGUAAACUUAGAUUUGGGAGCAUGCUUUUCUUUUUCUGCUUGCUUGAUUUGGGGCCACACUCGGCGGUGCUCAGAGCCUACUCCCUGCUGGUACUUGGAGGUGGCUCCUGGUGGUGCUCUGGGGACCAUGCAGUGCCCGGGAUUAAAUCUGGCAUUCCACAUGCUUUGCAUGUGCUCAGUCCGUGAGCUAGCUCUGUGGCCUGAAGAUGCUUUUCGUAACAUCACAGUGCCACUCUCAGGAAUUACUGACAUUUAUAAUUGGUUAUUUAAAACUUCUUCCAGAUAUAUAAUUACAGUUCCUUUCAAUUCUCACCCAGAUAGAUGAGAACAUGUUUGUGCCUUUCAUAACUUGUUUAAAACUGUUUUAAAAUUCAUUUUUACAAUGUGAGGUGGCUGUUACUCUGACAAAAUAAUUUGAAUGCAAUAUGUUGACCAGAGUUAAUUAAAAACAUUAAAAAAUACUUUAGUGCUUACAGAAACUGAAAUAAAUGUCAGAUAUUGAAGAACUAAAUAUUUAAUUUAUUAAUAAUACCCAGAACUUUGAUGCUGACUUGCAAUUUGAUGUUCAUUGUUUUGCCAGUGAGUAAUUCUGGUUGAGCAGAGUGCCCUUUCCAAACUGUCACCAAAAUAAUUUCUGUAAAUGUUUAAUUUUAGUGAUUCUCAAAGAGUUUCUAGAAGAAAAGAAAAUUUAAAAUUUUUGCUAUGUUGGCUGUAUUUGCUCAGUUAUCUAAGAAUACAAUUACAAGAUUAUUUUUUGUUACAAAUGACUUACAUUUCUCUGUGUUCAUCAUACUGUAAGAUGCCUGUUAUUCCAUUGACCUGGCCACUUAAGUAGCUUCUGUUUACUGUGCCAGUUCAUGUCAAAACUAUGACCUCUUUGGAUGGUAUUUGAAAUGUAGUUCAUUUUAGUGGCUAGUUGUAGAUUCCACAUAGUGAGAGCCAACACCAGUUUUUUUUUAUCUGUUAAAAAAUUUUUUUCAUUAUUUUCUUGGUGUUGACCAGCCAAAAUUUCAUGACAUUCUAUAAAUAGCUCUUCAUCUUGGUGUGGAUAUUAAUUUAUGGACAGUCGCUGUAUAUUUAUUCCUGCUUUUUUGUUCUAAAAAUGUAAAUGCAUUUGCCAUAAGUGUUGAAAAAAAAACUUAGAGUUGAUUCAGAGGCAAUUAGCGUUGUGAUGAAUCUUGGGCUCUGGAGCUAGGCUACUUGGGUUUCAAUUCUUGCUUUAUCACUUAACUAGUUUUAUGACCUUUAGCAAUUUACUUUAUCUCUCAGUGCCUCAAUUUCCUCAUCUGUAUAUUAGGAAUAAUAAUACUACCUACCUCACAAGAUUAUUAGAAGGAUGAAAUGAGUUAAAAAAAAAAUAUAUAUAUAUAUAUGUGUGUGUAUAUGUGUGUGUGUAUACAGCUUUUAGAACACUGGCCCAAAUGAUGGAGCAAUAACUGUAAAGUUUUGUCAUUAUUCUGUUACCUUGAGUGUAAAUAUUUGAUUAAAAUGAAUGAAAAAUGUACUUUAAUAAAAUCAUAAUGAAGGUACUAUUUCUUAACUAACUCAUAUUAGCUAGUUUUUAUCUAGUGCCUACUUGUUUGCCAGAUACUCUGUUUAUUCUGUGGACAUUAGUAUUAAUCUUACAAAUUGGAUGUUGUGCCCAUGUUAUAGAUGGGAAAAUUGAGGCACAGAGAAUUAAAGUAACUUUUCACUGUGACAGAGCUGUUAAGUAACAUAGGUAGGAAUUUUAUUCAUAACCUUUAUAUUCUUUGUGUCAAUUUUGAGGCUAGUCAUUUAGCAUUAUUUCUGUGUUGAUAUAUGUGAUAAGUGUCAUUUAUUUCCUUGGCCAGUACCAGUCAUGUUAUCCUGCCAAAUUGUUAACAGUGGUUCUCAAUUGUGGUACACUCUUGCUGGAAGCAUGUUAAAAUGAAGAUCUAAAAACUGCACACCCCCCCAAUCUGAUUCUGGUGUGGCAAAGAAAUAUGAUGCAUUGUUACUUGCUGUCCAGUAUAUCUAGUACUAAUUGUUACCACUUGAACUGUGGUUCUCAAGGUGUGGUCUCAACAAGCAGAAUCAGUAUCACUUGUUGGAACUGCAAAUUUUAUUGGCCCCACCUAGACUAAUCCAAAAGGUGGUGUAGGGGGCAGUGUGUCUAAAUUAGAACAUAAUGUGAGAUUUAUUCGUGCUCAUUUGAAAAUUGCCCUCAGAUCCAGGUGAUUCUAUUGCUAAAAGUUCUUGAAACUUGAGAAUUACUGCCCCUUCAAAGAUUUAGAGAAAGCAUGUUUUAAAUCAAUAUAGUCCAACAUCAUUCAAUAUUAAUGUAAAAAGACUUUAAAGAUCACUUAGAAGGUCAGUGGAUCAUUUAUAUUUGCAGACUUCUUUAGCUUUUCAGAGUGGCUAGGGUUAACAGAAAUUUUCUUCUCAAAAUUUAGUAGUUGAUUUCACAUUAGGUCAGGAAGGUUCUUUUACAUUCUAGUAAUAGUAAUUCAUAAAAUCAUACCUAAAUGAAUUACAUCAAAAUUGACCACAGUUGUUAAUAAAAACAAAUUUUAAGAUUUAACAAAAUACUAUUUUAUAAUAUACAGAAUGUUUUCUGCUAAUUCACACUACUGAAGUUUCAUCAUUUUCAUAAUUCAUUUGACUGUUCUAUAUGAUGUAAUAAAGCAGAAAUUUCUUCAAAUAUUUGUAGAGCACAUUAAACCAGAUUUCAUGAUGACACGGACCUACUGUCUUUUAAAAUAAGAUCUUAGUCAUUAGGAUAAAUGACUUCUACUGUGGUCUCAAAACUAAAGGCUUUUGCUGUCAUGUUCUCCAUUAACAUUAUACUUGUAUUUUUAAGGGAAAGUUCAUAGACAAUACAAAGUGGAUUUUUGACUCAGAGUUCAAUAUUUUUUCUAAAUAUUAAAUUUCAAGGGAGUAUGUUGCAUUAAGAACAUAUGAAAAUAAAUCACCUUUUUAAAAAUAUUUUUAAUUAUGAUAAUUGAAUCAGCAUGAAAUUUGCUAACUGGUUAUUUUUGUGUUUCUUAAGUACUUUUUACUUCCUUGAUCCUAUCAAAUUAUAUUAGUACCAGACUGAAGCUUAAAAUUUCUCAGUGAUUUUGUUGUCUGUCUUUUCAUUCUUUAUUCAGAUUUUCUGUUUGAUUAUUCUUUGAUAAUUUUUGCUUCUUUGUAUUUAUUGCCCUUUAUUUCCUUGAUAAUUCCAUUUUUUUAAUUAUUCUUAAGACUGCUUUAAAAAGGUUAAUUUGGAUGUUAUCAGUAAAUAGAAUUUGUUUCACUUACUGAUUAUUUUAUACCUAUUAAAUUUUUAUUUUCCCCUUGGUUUUUUUCUUUGAAAUUGAAAGUAGUAAAUUAAGAAUAGGGGCUGGAGCCUUGCACUCGGCUGACCCGGGUUCAAUUCCCAGCAUCCCAUAUGGUCCCCUGAGCACCGCCAGGAGUAAUUCCUAGUGCACAGUAAUUCCUGUGCAGAGCCAGGUGUGACCCAAAAAGAAAAAAAAAAAAGAAUAAUGCUUGCUAGUUGUCAGGAUGUUUGCCCUACUUAAUCUUUUGUUUUAAGCUAAUUUUAGAUAGUUGUUGAAUGAAGGAAAAAGUAUUUGGAUUCCACAAAUUACCCCAUCCACCUAAUAUAUACUUAUUCUCUUUAUAAACAACCCAGCACCCCACCUCCAAGCCCUCAAAUACACCUCAUUUGGCUCAUUUUUCUUUAGAAUAGACUUGACAGAAAUAUAUUUAAAUCUGGUGACAACCUGUGGUUUAUUUUAUGUUAAAUAUAAUUUAAUUGAUUGAAAACAGAUGACAUUUUUCUAUACUAGAGUUGAAAUAGAAAUUUUAAUAAGGUUAGAAUAAAAAAAUUACAAAUUCUCUAUAGAGAAAUCAACUACAAAAAUUUUAGCAUUUAAUAGUGCCUCUAUUUCAACUCCUUCACCUCUCUAGUUUUCAGUUAAGUUUAAAUAACUUUGCAGAGUCCUGCAAAUUAAUAAUUCAUAGAAUAUUAUUAGAGGGAAACUAAUCUUACUGCUAAGCAGUGUGUUAUAUUGCACAGUGAAUGUUUGGGAAUUUAAAAUUUAUAUAAGAUAUAGUAUGAGUGUUUUAAAAAUGUUUGGUGACUUGCUUAUCUUAAGUGAUCACCAAUAAGUCAGAAAAAAUGUAUUUUCAAAUGUUCUUUAAAGUGCCUUUUGAACAUUUUAUUAAAUGAUGGACUUUUUUAACAACUGCAUAAAAUAAAUUACCAUGUUUAAAGUUGUUUUAUCUGAUUAUUUUCUCAGCUGUUAAAAAAAUUGUAGGUGAAAUAUUGUCUUUUAUGAGUAGAUUUGAGUGGUUUUACCAAAAGUGUUCAAUUUUUAAUCACUGUUCUUCAGUUUGAUUAGGCUUAAUUUUUACUGAUAGAUGUAUAUAUGUAAUUUUUAAGCAACGAAGUAUUUCAUUUCUGAUUUUGAAUAGUGUAUCUUCAAGAAAUUAUAAACACCUAUACUACAGAUUUGGGGUGUGUGUGUGCACUCAGGUGUGUGUGUAUGUGUGUGUAGUGGAGAGAUGGGUAGAUUGUCAUGUCCACUAAGGAAUUUAUUCAACAUAUAAUGGUAUCUAGCAUCUACUAGAAAUACAGUGAUGAGCAAGACAUUCAGAAUCCCUGUUCUUAUACAACCUUAAUUUUUUAUUUAUGAAGUUCUUUACUCCAACUAUGUUUUUAUCUUUGCUUUCCCAUGCUUUAGGAAUAUAUGAAGGUCCAUUAAAAUAUAAACUUCAGGCCAAAAGUUUGCUUUCACACAAAUAUAAUCCAGAUUUCAGGUCCACUGAUAGUAAAUCGAGGGCCUUCAGAAUAUGAAUAAAACCUCACCCUACCUCUUCCUGGGUAAACAGUUACAAAAACCCUUGAAUCUAGCCUGUCCCUCUCAAUUUUCAGUACUGAGACAAUAUUGCUGUCCUGUAUGUCCCCCCGCCACUUAUUGUGUAUGUUCACAUGUGUAUAUAGUAGUAAUAUCUAGCUGCUUUAAAAGAAAGCUGAGGAUGUAAGUGCCACUUCAUAUUGCUCUAAUAGCAGGGAUGCUUGAUUUUUUUUUCACCCAAUUUAUUCAGACAUCUUGUUUUAAUUGUACUUAGUUGGGCUUUUAUUGAUAAAGGAUUGUAGAUGAUUUACCUAAACACCUACAGACUUACUAUCUAUUUUAAGUUUUCCAGACACAGUUCUAGAGAAGAUGUAAUACUGCUAAAUUUAUGUUUUUGCUAAACAGGUGUCUAGGGCCAGAUAGUACAGUAGGUAGGGCACUUGCCUUGAUACCCAGCAUCUUUUAAGGUCCCCUGAGCCCUGCCAGGAGUGAUUGCUUUGUGCAGAACCAGGAGUAAGCCCUGAAUACAGCCAGGUGUGGCAAGAUAAGUAAAAAACCAGAAGAGCUCUACCUCAAACAUAUUUUACUAAAUAUCUAGCCAUAUAUAUGUUGUACAAAUAGAUAUUACUUUAGUACUGAUUAACAUUUUAGCAACUAAAGUUAACUGAACCCAACACCAUUGAUACUCUUUAGAUGUCUAAGUAAUAGUAAAAUAUAGAAGUGAACUUUGUUUUUCCAUGAAUUUGAGUGGUUGUGAAUUUAGUGUUGUUACCUAGAAAUUUAACUACUAUAAAUGUCUUAUGGCUAUCUUCAUGUGAUAUCAUUUCUUCUGCAAAAAAUCCCUGCUAGUUAUUUAUGCAAUGUUUCUCAUUUUGUUAUUAUAUUUCUAUUUUUCCAAGACUGAAAAUUUAUCCAGAGCAUUUGUUUACUUUCUUGGCUUAUAUAAUGCUUUUGCACGGUAAAAUUGAGUACAGUUGCUUAUUUUGCAAUAAGUACUUAGCCAUUUUUUUAGAUUCAGUAUGAAUUUUUGGCUAUUUCAAUGGUUUUCUAAUGAUUUUCUCAUCAAAGGUUAUUACUGACUUAUUUGUAGAACUACAUGAUGUACCAUCUAUAAAACUAAAAUGAAUACCAAGUAUUAGCCUUAACUAAUCAGGUAUUGACUUUCAUCAGCUUUAAAUUAUUUUUUGUUGUUGUUAGAAUUCACU
Messenger RNA from Sorex araneus (European shrew), 8226 nucleotides. RefSeq names its product core 1 synthase, glycoprotein-N-acetylgalactosamine 3-beta-galactosyltransferase 1 (gene C1GALT1). Gene Ontology annotation, molecular function: N-acetylgalactosaminide beta-1,3-galactosyltransferase activity. Gene Ontology annotation, cellular component: membrane. Bases 327 to 1385 code for a protein of 352 amino acids. The record is from RefSeq and is a predicted model, not a curated record. The transcript is spliced from 5 exons. Lineage: Eukaryota; Metazoa; Chordata; Mammalia; Eulipotyphla; Soricidae.